AAAAUAAAAUGAAAUAUAAUAAAGUAGAAAAUCCCAGAGCGUUUUGUACACUGCAGUAGUAAUAUUUUUGUGUGAGAUUUUCUUUCAUUUCCGUAUCUCGCACGUACAGUGUGUUGGGUUGUGAUAUGAACUAUAAUCUUGCUGUGGCUUGUUAAGAAAAACACUAAAUCUGCUGUUUCGGCAGAUUUCUUGCUUCCUGGGGGCCGGGCCGGUCUCCUCAGUGGCUCUGUUUCUGUCUCUGAGGAGAGUCACCCCUAAACCCGAGUACUAACCGGCUCAGAGUGUGCUCAUAACUGCCGAAUGAAUGUGCGCUCAGGGAAACUAGUACCUUACGUGACCAGUUUGGUGAUACCAGGUUUUUCUCAUGUUUUGUUUUGUGUUGUUUGUUUGGGGUUUGUGUAUAUUUCCGAUCUUUUUAUUUUAGAAAAUAUUGAUGCUGAUGGACAGGGAUUUUGUCAAGGAGGAUUCAGCAUUGAUUUUACUAACGCCGACAGAGUACUUCUCGGUGGUCCUGGCAGCUUCUACUGGCAAGGUCAGCUCAUUUCGGAUCAAGUGGCCGAAAUCAUCUCCAAAUACGACCCCAAUGUCUACAGCAUCAAGUACAGCCACCAGCUGGCCACUCGUGCAGCACAAGCAGUGUUUGAUGACAGCUAUUUGGGUUACUCGGUGGCUGUGGGAGAUUUCAACGGAGACGGCGUGGACGACUUUGUUUCAGGAGUUCCCAGAGCGGCGAGGACUUUGGGAAUGGUUUAUAUUUACGAUGGGAAAAACAUGUCCUCCUUACACAAUUUCACCGGUGAGCAGAUGGCCGCGUAUUUUGGAUUCUCUGUGGCCGCCACUGACGUUAAUGGGGAUGACCUCGCGGACGUGUUCAUCGGAACCCCGCUCUUCAUGGACCGGGGCUCGGACGGCAAGCUGCAGGAAGUGGGGCAGGUCUCGCUGUGCCUGCAGGCGGCGUCCGGGGGCUUCCAGACCACCAAGCUCACUGGCCUCGAGGUCUUCGCGCGCUUCGGCAGCGCCAUCGCGCCCCUGGGGGACCUGGACCAGGACGGAUUCAACGAUGUGGCCAUCGCGGCCCCCUACGGCGGAGAGGACAUGCAGGGCCUGGUGUACAUCUUCAACGGGAGGGCAGCUGGCCUGACUUCGUCACCGUCGCAGACCCUGGCAGGGCAGUGGGCCGCACGCAGCAUGCCACCCAGCUUUGGCUACGCCCUCAAGGGCGAGGCGGACGUGGACCGCAACGGCUACCCAGACUUACUUGUGGGGGCCUUCGGCGUAGACCGAGCUGUCUUAUACAGAGCCAGACCAGUUAUCACCGUCAAUGCUGGCCUUGAAGUGUCACCCAGCAUUUUAAAUCAGGACAAUAAAACUUGCCCGCUCCCUGGGACAGGACUCAAAGUUUCCUGCUUUAAUGUCAGAUUCUGCUUAAAGGCAGAUGGCAAAGGAGCACUUCCGAGGAAGCUUAACUUCCAGGUGGAGCUUCUUUUGGAUAAACUCAAGCACAAAGGAGCAAUUCGCAGAGCACUGUUUCUCCAUAACAGGUCCCCGGGUCACUCCAAGAACAUGACCAUCUCAAGGGGGGGCCAGAAGCAGUGCGAGGAGCUGGGGGCCUAUCUGCGGGACGAAUCUGAAUUUAGAGACAAACUCACCCCAAUCACUAUUUUCAUGGAGUACAAGUUGGAUUACAGGACGGCGGCGGAUGCCACGGGCCUACAGCCCAUCCUCAACCAGUUCACGCCCGCCGACAUCAGUCGUCAGGCACAUAUUCUGCUUGACUGUGGUGAAGACAAUAUCUGUAAACCCAAGCUGGAGGUUUCUGUAGAUAGUGAUCAAAGGAAGAUUUAUAUUGGGGACGACAACCCUCUGACAUUGAUCGUGAAGGCGCAGAACCAAGGAGAAGGCGCCUACGAGGCCGAGCUCCUGGUGUCGCUUCCCCCGCAGGCCGACUUCAUCGGGGUCGUGCGCAACAGCGAGGCAUUAGCAAGACUCUCUUGUGCGUUUAAGACAGAAAACCAAACCCGCCAGGUGGUGUGUGACCUAGGAAACCCCAUGAAGGCCGGGACCCAACUCUUAGCUGGUCUUCGUUUCAGUGUACACCAGCAAUCAGAAAUGGAUACUUCUGUGAAAUUUGAUUUACAGAUCCAAAGCUCUAAUCUUUUUGACAGAGUGAGCCCAGUUGUGUCUUACAAAGUUGACCUUGCUGUGUUAGCUGCUGUUGAGAUAAGAGGAGUUUCAAGCCCUGAUCAUAUCUUUCUUCCAAUUCCAAACUGGGAGCACAAGGAGAACCCUGAGACUGAAGAAGACAUCGGGCCUGUUGUUCAGCACAUCUAUGAGCUGAGAAACAACGGCCCAAGUUCAUUCAGCAAGGCAAUGCUCAAUCUUCAGUGGCCCUACAAAUACAACAACAGCACCCUGCUGUACAUCCUGCACUAUGACAUUGAUGGGCCAAUGAACUGCACUUCGGACGUGGAGAUCAACCCUCUGAGGAUUAAGAUCUCGUCUUUGCAAGCAGCUGACAAGAAUGACACAAGUGUUGGGCAAGGUGACCGGAACCAUCUCAUCGCCAAGCGGGAUCUCGCCCUUAGUGAGGGAGACAUUCACACUUUGGGCUGUGGAGUCGCCCAGUGCUUGAAGAUCGUCUGCCAGGUUGGGCGGCUGGACAGGGGCAAGAGCGCCAUCCUCUACGUGAAGUCCCUGCUGUGGACUGAGACCUUCAUGAAUAAGGAGAACCAGAACCAUUCCUACUCGCUGAAGUCUUCCGCUUCCUUCAGUGUCAUAGAGUUCCCGUACAAGAACCUUCCCAUUGAGGACGUCUCUAACUCCACGCUGGUUACCACUGACAUCACCUGGGGCAUUCAGCCCACGCCCAUGCCUGUGCCCGUGUGGGUGAUCAUUUUAGCUGUUCUCGCGGGGCUGCUGCUGCUGGCUGUGUUGGUGUUCGUAAUGCACAGGAUGGGCUUCUUUAAACGUGUCCGGCCACCCCAAGAAGAACAAGAAAGGGAACACCUUCAGCCUCAGGAAAAUGGUGAAGGAAACUCAGAAGCCUAACCACGACUCUUAAGUUAGGCUGCAUCUCGAUUCAUCAGGAUUAACAACUUGAUUAUCAAUUUGCAAUUUCUUCACAAGGAACAAGAUUUCAUUCGGGGCUGCUGGUGGGACCCAGUGGCCUCAGUUUCACCGCAAAAUAGAGAGCAAUGUCUGUCCACCUCCUUUUUAUAAAUAAGUUCACACAUGCAUUUAAUAUGUGUACACUGACUUCGGUUUUUAGAGAUUUAAAUAAUGAAAUUUUAAGCGAUGGUUCUCAUUCACAACAUAAACCAGGUAGUGCCUGAGUUACUACUGGAUAUAAAACAGUGCUUCCUACAGUUACUACUUCUGAGCGAGUGCGUGGCUUUUCACUGUUCGUUGCUAUAGUUUGAAAGCAAUUCACCCUUGCCCAGUAGUCCCCUCGGUUUUGGUCCUGGAACUCAGUCUGAUACCCAUUACACUACAGUUGCCUUUUCAAGCUACUCAAGACUUUGUAGUUGCAUAAAAUUGGGUUUUAAUACCAUGUAUAGGUAAAAGUUUUUAAAAACAGUGUGCUACAUCACAACUCCUCCCUGGAGGAUAGAGGUGAAUUUCAGGGCCUGAGCACUUACUUGGCGUGUCCACAGCCCGAAUUCAACCCCCAGCACUGGAAAAAAUAAUUUCUUUCCCAUAAUAGCCGCGGUACGGUAUUUGAAUAUGAAAACUGGGUACAUGGUAUUAAAUAUUUAUAUUUAAUCUGCAAUCUAUUUUUAUUACACUUGUAUAAUUUAAGUUCUGCGUCAUCGGUCAAACCACCUUAUAUUAAAAAUUAAUUCUGUAAUCAAAAAUGCCUUUUUCUGUGUAAUAAUAUGUUUAGUUUCAGAUAAACAUGCUUAAAGCCAUAUGGAGUUGGAAAUUGUUUCCAAACUACUUCUAGUCCAUUGUUUUCAUCUGGUUAUUUUCAAUUCAAAAAAGGAAGCAUUUUAAUUAAAAGUCUAUGCUUGCAGUUUUUGGAUAUAAUUGGUUAUUAAUAGUAUGUUCUAACAAUAGAGCAAAGGUUUUAGUUGGUAUUAAUUUAUUUCCUUCUUUCAUCUGUAUUUUUUCUUAACACUCCUGAAACUUAACUGAGAAUAGGUUAUGAAAAUUUUUGUAACACAGGGGAACUUGAGGCCCACUCUCGCCACAUGAAAAAUGCUGAGGGUCAGAGCUGUUCAGGAAGCUCCCUGGGUUCCUUCUGGCCCUAGCACGAUGCCGCUUACAUGGUGGUACCUCAGUUUAAGCAAAGUGAUGUAUAAAACCUGUCUCAGCGAUCAGAAUAAGUGUGAAAAGCUAUUCCCACAGACAGUUCAAGUUACUGAAAACCUUUUAAAACUUAGGUUUUUAGCAUGAAUUACUUCUCUAGGGUUUUUAAUAAAAGCAGCAGAGAUGGCAAGUUAUAGUUUUAUAUGCAUGGAACAUGAUUUAUUCCCAGUUCUCAAGGCCUAGGAAUGACUAUCAGUUAUGCCUAUUUUUGUGCAAUUACAUCAUGUUGCGCACAAGAACUGGAGAGUUUAAUAACUUUUUAACUUCCGUCCUUAUUAGGCAACGAUAAAUAUUUCCCUUAAAUAAUUUGACUAUUUUUCUAUGUUUUGAAAAUAACUGAAAUUUAUCUUGUGAUAUAAUUCCAUGCACAAGCUAAUCUGGAGAAUAUUUUCAUAAAAUAGAAGCACAUUUAAGUGAGUUGCAUAAAUUAGAACAUAGAACCUAUUUAGCUUUAGUGAAUUUUAAAAUUAAGGGGUUUCAGAGUGUAGAAUUUGUUAGUAGCUUGAGAGAUCUUAAUCGUAUGCAGUCAGUAUUUUUAUCAUCAAUAAAUUUAAAUUCUAAGAAAAAAUAUUUUUAUCCUAGGACCACCAGUCACUAAAUGGGCCUAUGGCAAGUUUUUACCUUAUCUGUUUUCCUUUAUAAUACUUUUAUUCCUGAAAAUAUUCAUCAGACAGAAAUCCACUCUUUGACGAAAGUGUCAAUAUUUCAUUUUGUUCUGUUUAUUACUUUUAUGGCCUAUAUAUCAAGGAAUACUCUAUUGAGAUUGAAAUAUAUAAUAAUUGCCACUUAACAUGUUUUAAAUUGUCUGUAUAAAGGGUAGUUUAAAGUAGAGAUUUUCCUUUCAAAAUAGGAAAACAUUUCUCUCAAUAAAAAUGCAGAAUAUAAUUUGAAAGUCUGCUUUCUGAGGAAAAGGCUGAGGUUCUUUUUACCUUAAAGUAACAUAGAAAUAUAUUUGACUAAAUGUAAAAAAAAUAGUUUUAUGUAAUCUAUUUUUAUCACUAAACAUUUUUAAAUAGUAUUGGUGAUUUAUUGAGAUUAAUAUUUGAAGUAUAAAAUUCUCAUAAUGAUUCAGUUUUUAAAAUAUAAAUGAGCUAGCACAUAUUAAAAGCAUUUCUGAUAAGUGAGAAAUACACUGAUUUCUUAUAGAAGUAUUUAUUUCAGAAUUGAUAUUUUGAGAAACAUUUGUGUGAGGGUCAUUUUCCUUCUCUUGACUUUUCUCUUAUGAUUAAUUGUCAUCUUAAUUCUGAUUAAAAGAUCUUAGUUAUUCUGAAGGCAAAGCAAUUUGACCAGAUAACAUUGCCAUAGUGCUACGGUGUUAUGAAAUUACUUAUUCAUAGUUAAUUCUCACGAAUGCAAUCCUUUAUGUAAGGGGGGAUUUCAAGUGUUAGUAAAAGAGACUUUACUGGCUUCUUUACAAAAGCAUGAAAGUUUUUGACAGUAAAUCAUGACUCUUAAGGGAGAGUUAGGCAAAAAUAUGGUAUAUAAUGGAUUGGCUCGGUUUUGUAAGCAAACAGAAUGUGUAAGUUAAUACACAUUCCUGUGGGGCAGAAUAUGUUGAUGAGCCUAUUGGAGAAGGAUGAGGCUUUCUGGGAGUACUGGUGUGUCACCUUGAUUGUAUAUAUAUAUAUAUAUAUAUAUAUAUAGUUUGAUAAUUUACAAAAGGAAAAAAAUCCAAAAAUUGUGUAUGGGAUCCAAAAAGGUAAAUAAAAUUACAAAAUACUCAGUGCUUUGCAAAAUAUGCCUUUUAACUUGUUGCUUGGCUAAUUUGAGUAGUGAACCCAUGAUUGGGCAGCAUGAAUUUUGUAUACUUGCAUUUCUUUCUUUUCAAUUUCUGUUACGUAAUGACCUUCUCUGGACAGGUACUGAAUCUUAUUUUUGUUGUCUUUGUCCUCAAGUGCAAUAUAA
This is a messenger RNA of Fukomys damarensis (Damara mole-rat), 6213 nucleotides long. RefSeq names its product integrin subunit alpha V (gene Itgav). Lineage: Eukaryota; Metazoa; Chordata; Mammalia; Rodentia; Bathyergidae. The transcript has 26 exons. Gene Ontology annotation, molecular function: integrin binding. The coding region runs from base 301 to 3048 and encodes 915 amino acids. Gene Ontology annotation, cellular component: integrin complex; external side of plasma membrane. Gene Ontology annotation, biological process: angiogenesis; cell-cell adhesion; cell-matrix adhesion. The record is from RefSeq and is a predicted model, not a curated record.